GGGGUUCCUCAGCCCGGACUCGCUCUCCUCCCAGGCUUUGACCCGAAGCUGUUCCUGGUUUUCUUCCUGGGCCUGCUGCUGUUCUUCUGCGGGGACAUGCUGAGCAGGAGCCAACUCUUCUACUACUCGGCCGGGAUUAGUUUUGGCUUGCUGGCCUCGCUGCUCAUCCUCGUCUACAUGAUGUCCAAGGUCAUGCCCAGGAAGAGUCCUGUUUACAUUCUGCUGGCGGGGGGCUGGUCCUUCUCCCUGUACCUGCUUCAGCUCAUCUUCAAGAACCUGCGGGAGAUCUGCAAGUCCUACUGGCAGUACCUGCUGGGCUACCUGCUGCUCGUGGGCUUCGUCAGCUUCGGUGUGUGCUACCGGUACGGGCCGCUGGAGAACGAGCGCAGCAUCAACCUCCUCUCCUGGGCCCUGCAGCUCCUUGGCCUCCUGCUGAUGUACUCGGGCAUCCAGAUCCAUCCCGUCGCCCUGGCCUUGGUGGUUAUCGCCGUCUGCACCAAGAACCUGGACUACCCCCUGCAAUGGGCCUUCGCUGUCUACAGGAGGGUGCAGAGCACCAGGCUGGGGCCGAGCCCGCCCUGCCUGCUGACAGAGGAGGAGUACCGGCUCCAGGGCGAGGUGGAGACACGCAGGGCCCUCGAGGAGCUUCGGAACUACUGCAGGAGCCCAGAUUUCUCAGCCUGGACCACGGUGUCCCGCAUCCAGUCUCCCAAGAGGUUUGCUGACUUUGUGGGUGGCGCCUGUCACGUCACCCCCAACGAGGUCUCUGUCCACGAGCGGGAGUACAGCCUGAGCGACAUCUUCGAGGAUGAGCUCUCUGAGGAGGAGGAGAAAGAGCAUGACUCCCUUGGCGGGGCCCACACCUGUUACCCCCUGAGCCACAACCACCUGGAUGCUGACUGAGACCGGCGGCCCCGGCCCCACGGAGGUGAGGGGCUGCCUGUUCCCCACUGCCCUGGUGCCUGCGGAGCAGGAAUCCACAGCUGAGCCCGCUGGGAGGAUGAGGAGGGCCAAUGCCCUCGUCUUCCCCAGGCAGCCCUGCCAGGAAAAAGCACGAAAGCUUCUGGGUGUCAGCAGGGGAGACGCAGGGAGCUCGUCCCGCCUGGGACUGUGGGGCCGGCGAGGUCUGUGCUGCUCCUAAGGGUGGACUGGAGCCACCCUGGCUCAGCCCGGGGCGUCGCUGCCGGCCAGGCAGGGACAAAGGGAAAGGUCUGUCUUGUGCGCAGGUGCCUGCGCAGGGGACGUGCAUGAGAGGAACUUUGGACCC
Messenger RNA from Athene cunicularia (burrowing owl), 1267 nucleotides. It is a transcript of the gene NEMP1, whose product is annotated as nuclear envelope integral membrane protein 1. Gene Ontology annotation, cellular component: nuclear envelope. Lineage: Eukaryota; Metazoa; Chordata; Aves; Strigiformes; Strigidae. The record is from RefSeq and is a predicted model, not a curated record. The transcript has 6 exons. The coding region runs from base 97 to 903 and encodes 268 amino acids.